AGUUUGACCUUUUUAUUGGAGCGUUUUACCACCGGGCGCUGUGGCGGCGACUCCUGCCGCUCUCUUAUGUCUCCACACAGUUUUUAUUAUUUUUUCUAAUUCGGUGCCAACCGACAGCUGGUCAAAAUGGGAGGUAAUGGCAGCACGUCUAAGAAAGUGUCAUUCGGACUGGACGAGAACGAGAAGGUCACAGUAAUUGAAGGAGUAAAGCUCUCAGAGGAUGUGCUUCGGCGGAUAAAGGAAUCUCAGGGGUCUGACAGCGCCAAGCCACCAUCGUCUCCACCAGAUGAUCACCAACAACCAACAACUCCAAAACCAACAGGACCUACCACUACAGAAAUACAGGAAGAAAUCCGCAAAAGCUUUGAGCAUCAACAGGCCCUGGUGCAGGAGCAGUUGGCCAGAUUGGCUCAGAAGGAGAGAGAGACAGGAGCAACCUCAGGCCUGGAUGAGCUGACCCCGGCCCUCCUCAUCGAGAAAGGAAAGGCCCAUGAAGAGCAACAAAAGGCCAAGAUACUGCCAGCAGAUUUGGAUGCCUGGGCCAAACAACUGGGGAGGAAAGAGAAGGAACUGACCACCAUAUCCAGCUUCUAUAAAGAGCAACUAGAAAUACUGGAGAAAAAGAAUGUUGACAACUACAAACAGAUGGCUGAACAGUACAACGAGGCAGCUACUAAAGCUGAGGCCUACAUCCGACCUCGACAGACUGCUUCUGUGUGCAGUGAGCUGCAGGCAAAGGUGCUCCAGUGCUACAGAGAAAAUCCCCAGCAGACCCUGCACUGCUCCAGCCUGGCCAGACAGUACAUGACCUGUGUCCAGCAAGCCAAAAAGGUACAGAAGGUACAAACGCUCAUCUCCAAUUCAAUGGCACAGGCUACGAUGCCCUCGGAUGCACUUGGCAAGUGAACAGCUAACCUGCCCGCCAGCAUAUCUGCUUGCCAGCCGAGCACCAAGAGCUCACUGACGAAUCAUGGCUGAAAAAACCCCAGAAAGCAGGAGCAGAAGAAGGAGAAGAAGUGAAGAAGGAGCGAGCAUACCAGAUCUGUCCAUUUCUCGCAUCCUUCUGUCCUUCUUCUAUCCAUCCAUCCAUUUAUUUGUCCACCAUCACUGAACAACCCCCUCCUCUUUCCCACUCACCGUCCUUCCUGGUUUUUGAGUGUAUUAUCUUGACAUGUCACUCCAGAGUGUAUGAUGUGCUGAUUUAUUGUCGUGUUGCGGCAGCACACCCCUGCCGCCGCUGAAAUAAAUCCCAGUGAUCCGGUGGUGAUGAGACUGCA
Perca fluviatilis (European perch) is the source of this 1277-nucleotide messenger RNA. Its product is annotated as MICOS complex subunit mic25a-like. Gene Ontology annotation, biological process: inner mitochondrial membrane organization. NCBI's taxonomy places the organism in Eukaryota, Metazoa, Chordata, Actinopteri, Perciformes, Percidae. The transcript is spliced from 10 exons. The record is from RefSeq and is a predicted model, not a curated record. Bases 127 to 906 code for a protein of 259 amino acids. Gene Ontology annotation, cellular component: MICOS complex; mitochondrion.